Molecule: messenger RNA, 7147 nt
Organism: Eublepharis macularius
Lineage: Eukaryota; Metazoa; Chordata; Lepidosauria; Squamata; Eublepharidae
Gene: REST
Product: RE1 silencing transcription factor
Exons: 4
Coding region: 128-2857 (909 amino acids)
Biological process (GO): regulation of gene expression
Cellular component (GO): nucleus
Source: RefSeq, a predicted model, not a curated record
GCCGCCGCCCUGAGGAGGCUCCGGGCCACCGCCGCCGCCGCCCCCCCUCGGCGCUUCGAUCCCCCCCUGGGCGGCCGCUGAGGGCCCGGCGGGCGGGCCAGGCCGGCAGGGAGGCAGAAUUGUUACUAUGGCAACCCAGGUACUGGGGCAGUCUGGUGGGAGCGGCCUGUUUCCUGGCAAUGCUAACCUUGGCAUGGCGAUGCCAAACGACAUGUAUGACUUUACUGAACUUUCCAAAGCGGAGCUGGCAGCUCCUCAGCUUAUUAUGUUGGCAAAUGUUGCCCUGACUGGAGAAGUUAAUGGCAACUGUUGUGAUUACAUGGUUGGUGAAGAGAAGCAAAUGGCUGAACUGACAACUGUGGGCAACACCAGUUUUUCAGACAGUGAAGAUAUAGAUGAUGCUCAGGAUGUGGAGAGUGAGCAUGAUGGCCUGGAAGACAUGGAACUGGCAGCCCUCGAAGCCCCUCAGGCUCCAAGCACGGAAACUGCCGAACAGACAGAAUCUGCUGGUCUUGCCAGCCCAGGCAAAGACAUCCCACUGAAAGCACCAGGUGCGCCAGAGACUGCCGACGACAAAUCUAAGAGCUUGAAGAACAAGCCGUUUCGUUGCAAGCCUUGUCAGUAUGAGACGGAGUCCGAAAAGGAGUUUGUGGAUCACAUCCGGGUACAUGGUGCCAACCGAUUCAUUGUAGAAGAAAAAGCCGAGAAGCAUGGCCAGGCUAAAGAAGCUGAGUCUGCUAGCACGGACGAGGUGGAUUUCUCCAAGGGACCCAUUAGAUGUGAUCGCUGUGGCUAUAAUACCAGCAGAUACGAUCACUAUCUAGCCCACCUGAAACACCACAACAAAGUAGGAGAAAAUGAGCGGGUCUACAAGUGCACCAUCUGCACAUACAUGACGGUCAGUGAAUAUCACUGGAAGAAGCAUCUCAGAAACCAUUUUCCACGGAAGGUAUACACAUGCUCCCAGUGCUCCUACUUUUCAGACAGAAAGAACAACUAUAUCCAGCAUAUUCGAACUCAUACUGGAGAACGUCCAUAUAGAUGUUCCAUGUGUCCAUAUUCCAGUUCUCAGAAGACACAUUUAACCAGGCACAUGCGUACUCACUCAGGUGAGAAGCCUUUUAAAUGCGAACAGUGCAGCUACGUGGCAUCAAACCAACAUGAAGUGACUCGGCAUGCGAGGCAGGUUCACGAUGGGCCCAAGCCGCUAACCUGCCCCCACUGCGAAUACAAAACAGCAGACAGAAGCAACUUCAAGAAGCACGUGGAGCUCCACGUCAGUCCACGUCAGUUCCUGUGCCCUGUCUGCGAGUACGCUGCAUCCAAGAAAUGCAACUUGCAGUACCACAUUAAAUCCAGGCAUCCCGACUGUUGCGGUAUCACCAUGGACGUCUCGAAAGUAAGAUUGCGGACUAAAAAGAGUGAAGUGAAUGCUUCAGAAAAUGUUAAUAAUGACAAUAAAGGGGGACAAGAGAAAGCAAAGAAAGAGUCUACUGAAAAGAAGAGUGAGAAAGCUGUAAAAGAAGAGAAGAAGGAGAACCAGUCUAAAGUGAAGAAACCAGCUAGCAAUGUUGGUACAGGCCAGGUGACAACCCGAAGUCGCAAAACAGUGGCUGAAAAGAAGGAGGCUGUGAAACCUGAGAAAAUGACAGAGAAAUCUGGCAAAUCAAAGAAGUCAAAAAGAAAAGCAGAGGAUUUGUCUUUGAAAAAAGAUCCUGCACCAGACACGGAUGUAAUAGCAAAAAAGAAGAAGAAAAUGGAGAAGAAGUCCCCCAAAUGUCAGAACUCUCAAAAGUUUGAAAGCAAAUCUGAGGCAGCCAAAAAGCAAAAUUCUUGCCAUAAGAAAAACAAGAAAAAGAAAUCCUUGAAGAGCAAGGCUGCUAAAAACAACAAAACAGAUGGCAAAAAUGUCCCAAGUGAGCAGCCCGUCUCUGCAGAAGUUCUUCCUAGAGAGGAUGGAGAAAAGAAGGCACCUGAGGAUCCGGGCCAUGAACUGCAGCCCAUCGGUGUUCCAGAGGAUGGAGCGAACCAGGAAGACGCCCUGCAGGAGAAUCUGCAGGAUCGAGAACCACGCGAUCAAGAGCUGCAGGAUCCAGAGGCACAGCCUCCACAGCAUGUGGCCAAAACCAUGGAGGCAGAUGCAAAAGACCAAGAAAUGCCCGCGAGGGAAGAGGAGACUGCAGACGCUUCUCAGAGCAAAGUUGAAAUUGAGCUCUCUCUCAUUCCUGUAGUCAGCUCUGAGGACUUUUCUGAUACUGCCUUGGAAAAAGAGACAGAUGUGCUAAAGGACACUUCACCAGAUUUGGCCCCAGAGAUUCAGCCCGUACACCCUUGUGAGAUGGAAAUGGUAGCCGAUCCAGGUUUGGCUCAAGCAGCUCAGCCAAUGCAGAUCUGUGAAACAGAAACGGUAAUAACUCCACAUCCGGAAGGUGACAGUUCUACAACAGAGCUGCAGGCCGAAGCCCCAGAAGGAGCUUUGGCUUCACAGUUGCCGGAAGAAGCCGAGCAAAGCGCUCAGGCAGACCUGGCUUCAGUGCCGCCCAGUGGUGUGCCAGGGAAUGAACACCAGGAGAUAGAGGAGGACGAGGGCAUCCACAGCCACGAGGGCAGCGAUAUCAGCGACAACGUAUCGGAAAGAAGUGAUGAUUCUGGAUUGAAUGGUGCCCGGUCAGUGCAGGAGGAAGCAGGCCGGAAGCCAUCUGAACAAGCGGCAGAAGCGGCAGAGGCCGCAAAGGAGAACUACGUGUGCAUAUUUUGUGACCGUUCUUUUAACAAAGAAAGUGAAUACAGUAAACACCUGAACCGUCAUUUGGUAAAUGUGUACUAUCUGGAGAAGGCAACGAAGGGGCAAGAUUAACCAAACUGCUGUUUAACGACAGUGAUUUCUUCCUCUGUAAGAUCUCCUAGAGCUUUGGUACAGUUCUUGUAGAAUCUUUGCUUAAGCUCUGUUGGCUUAUAUACUUUUCAAGUUGUUGGUUGUGUUUUUCCUGACCUUUGAUGAAAUGUUGAGUUAAUUAACUAUUUGUAUCUCUUUGUGUAGAGAGGGCAAGUAGGGUAUGUAACGCUGUUGCUUGUUAAGUCUGCAUAAUCUCCUGGAUACACCUCUGGAAUCACUUGAGUAUUUCUGUGAAUUUCCUCCAGAACUCGUUCAUAAGUAGUUGGUUUCAAGUUGAGGGGGACUCAGGCACAGUCCGCUGGGAGUGUCUUGGCACAAGCUCAGAAAAAAAGGGGAGUUUGUGAGAGUGUGGCUGUGACCUUGCACAAUUCGAGUUGUCUCCAUGGACUUGUGCAGCAGAUGUUCUCAGUGGACUGGAUCUGUUCCGUCAUUACAUUCCUGGGAGAAAUUUUAGCCUGAUCGGAGAUGAGGGCGCCUGUUCUUUCCUCUUUCCACCCCCACCGCUGAGGGGACCUGAAUUGCCGCAUUUAUUGCCUGUGACAUUCUCUAAUCAUCCAACGUAAGCUCCUCUUUUAUUUGGCUUCAUUCAGAGACACCCCCCCCCCAGUGUGGAAGCCACUUCCAUGUGGUGUAAUUCUAUGCCAUGCACCCUGUGUGUGUGUGAACAGCAGAACCGCAAACGUAGGGCCAAUCGUAUGGGUUUUUCAUAUUCAUGUGGUUGGCUUUCCCAAUAUGGUUCUGAAAUUCAAAAUACUCAACUGUAUAUGAAUGGAAUCUUUAUGCAGACUGGUGAUUAAGGAGAUACAGUAUUCAUAGAAGUACACACGUGGGUUCAUCAACUUCUCCUUGAAGAGUGUGUGUGGUUUUGAGUCUCAGGAAUCUGAGACUCGGGAAUCUGAGAAUCCCCCCAGGUUCAUCUGCCCCUGGACAAAGGCACAAGCCCUCUGUGCUCCAGGAACCAAGUGCUUUCCGAACAGGAGCAGGAAGGAUAAUUGUAUUCUGGAUGUUUCCAGCAGACUCUUUCUUGGUUGGUGCGAUGAGUGUUUAAAGAACUUAUUAGCUGAUCCAUAAAAAAUGCAGUGACUUAAUUUGUAAAAACAGCACUUUGGGAAAAAACGUUGGCUGGCAGUGAUCACUUGGUCAUGGUUUUAAGUUGCAUAUACAUUUCAGGUCCCCUAAUCAUGAUCAGCAAACCAAAAUUUUGGAGUAAUAUUUCCAUCUAGUUGAUUGGUGAAUCCAUGUUUGGUAAAUAUCACUUUAACACAAGGUGAUUGUUUCCUUUAGUGCUUUAAGAGAGGAAAAAUAUUGCACAUAAUUUGUCCUUAUUUUUACCUAUGCAGUUUAAACUUUUAGAAAUUUAGCAUUUGUGUUGUAUGUGACCUCUUCUAUAUAUGCAUGUUUGGUUUUGUUAAUGGAUUCCCCCCCCCCCCCCGAUGCUUAGGCUUUGAGGUUUGUUGCUUACCAUGGGCAGUGUUCUCAGCCUUUCUUGACCACAAAUUUGACGGUUCUGUUAUUGCUUAUUAUUUUUAUAAAAAUAAUUGAACGCUGAGGAGGCCACAGCAGCUUUAGUUGCACACCUUUGGAGCAAAUUACGCGCUUCACUUUUCUCAGAGAAGUUGUUCUGUCCAGGCCUCAUCGAAUCGAAUGGGAGGGGCAUCGAGAAGACCCUGGUGGCGCACUUGCAACGCUCUCGGUCUCUCCGUUAAGAGUUUGCGCAGUGGAGCCACCCACUUGCUUGGGCCUGCUGGGAAAAGCGCCCCCCCCCCCCCCCGGCCGGUGGCUGCUUGUGCAUAUUUCCUUAUAAGGGUGCCUGCCCAAUUAAGACAAAUUGUAGCAUUGAUAAUGUCUCUUCCUUGUGUAAAGUUCCAUGUGUCAGAAAAAAGCUGGUAAGCAACAAACCUUGAAAUAAGGGUGAUGUAGAAAUACUUGUUCCUUAUCCAAUCAAGUUUUGAUUAAAUUAAUUACCCAUACCCAUUUAUGAUUGGCACAAAGAUGAAUAAAAAUGAUUGGGUGUUGAACUUGCAGCCACUGGGAGAAAAGUCACAAGAAAUUUUAAUGCACAGGUCUAUUUCCAGUAAGGCUUGAUCUUUUUGGAGCAAGCAAAGUGAGAAAUCUGCUGUUGUUUUGCAAAAUUGAGCUAGACUCCUUUGCUAUUACCUCCCCUUUGUACACCACAACCCGUUGUUGUUGUCCUGAAGUUUGUGGAUAUAAACGCUCUCUAGAGCUCUACAAAACAACAGCUAUGGAAGUCUGUGCUGGUGAAGGCUACAAUUUACCACAAAGUUCCUCUGGGUAAUCCCUGUUAAAAUGAACCAGAGCAAUGUAGUAGCACAGCUCCAGUUGAUUUGAGCAGAGCUUGUGCAGGAGAACUUCCUAGUGGAUUCUGCCACCAAAUGGCUGUCAAAGGUUUUAAGUCCUGUUGCAAAAAUACUGAAUUUUUUCCAUCUUGGAGACUUGCAUUAAUUUGAGUUGUAAGUAGGUUCUCCCCCACCCCCUUUUUGCUGGAACCAUUUGUAGCUGCAUUUCAACAUAACUUGGCUGAAUAGAGGAACCUGAUACUGAUGUGUUUGGGGGGUGGGGGUGGGGAGUUUGUACUGGGAGGCCAAAGAUCUAUGGGAGAAGAAUCCCUUUAGGACAGAAAAUAAUUGUAUAAUGUUAGAUAUUUGUGUGUGAAUAGCUUAUGUCCAAUACUUACUUUGGCUGCGACAAUCAUUGCCAACUGAGAAUCAAGUUGCAACUAUAUUUAUGUUGAACCAUUAAACACUGCUAAAAUGUCUUCCUAACCAGUUAGAAUAGUUAUAGAUACAGCUUUAUUGCUGGGUGUAAAAUAUUGUCAUGUUUUGUAAGAGGUUUGGACAGUGGCUGGAAAUUCCAGUACUGUGUAGAAGUUUUGAGUCUCUUCCUAUUUUUAAAAAGUUGUUACCGUUUUGUAAAAGCCUUUAUGGCCUUGAGCUACAGUUUUAUGAAUCUUUUUCAACCAAGUUGGUUGAAAAGAUGAAGGCAAACAUGUGGCAAUAGAGCUAAUGACAUGAGUGGAUUUGACAUCGCAUGAAAAUGCUGUUUUGUUGUUCAGAGUACAUGACUAGCAAACGAUCGGGAGGGCUAAAGAUUCCACCCUUGACAGAAGUCUGUGCCUGUUCGGCCGUGUAUUUGAGCCCAAGAGCGCAGCCGAAUAUUACACAAACAAAUCUGCACAUGAGCCGGUUGUGAGUGACUGGCUUGUGAAAGUGGCUAGAAAUCCCCGUGCUUUCUGUUUAGAAUAGAUGGAGUUAAUGUACCAGCUGGGCAGUUUUUAAUGUAUACCAGUAAAAGAUGGGAAUGUCAUUCCUGACUUAAUGUUAGGCAAUGCUAAGGGGGUAAGUGAAAUUAGUGUUGAAAUGUAGAUAAAUUACUGUAUUACUGCUUAAAGUAGAUGUUUCUGAAAAUGAACAUUAGGGUCGUUGCGGGAAUUUUAGGUACAGCUUUCCAGCUUCUUCCUUAUCAAAGGGCUUUUCUCUGCAGUGGCGCCUGUUGCGCCAUCCGUGGUGCCUUGCGUGGGGCAGUGGCUAAGCGGCACUUUGGUGCUUGUAGAAAUAAACGCUAAAGAUGAGUACCACAAGUAACCUGAAGAAUAACUAGGGACUCGCAACACGUGUUUAUUUUGCUGCUAUUUGGGGCUUGAUUGACCCCAAGGGCUGGAACUUUGAUUUUUUAAAAAAUAGAACAAACUGACAGGUCAGUUAAUACUCAUAAUGCUGUUGAUUUCGAUGUUAAUUUUUGCUGAUAAAUUGUAAACAGGUUCAGAUAGAUUAUUGCAUUUGGUUGUGUAGCUAACAAGUUGAGAUACAGUAUCAGUUGCAUCCAGGUAGCUUAAGAAAAUGAUUUCACACGUGUGUAUAUACAUUUUUCCCUCCUUUGAAAAGAAAACCACACUAGCUAAUGAACGUUUUGCAAGCUGGCACUGAAAUGUUUUUUAUGUUGGGUUGCACCAUGUUUGAAGCUUUUUACAGUGCAAUACUUGUAUUAUUUUCUCAAUUUAAACCAAAGGUAAUUUUUUCAUGCUUUCUAUCUACUGUAGUGCAUGAAAAGCUUUUAUACAUUUGUAAUAGAUGUAAAAUCAGAGCAGAUCACAUGUCCUGUUUUUUUUUAAUUUACCUAAACUAUGUACAAGCCUUUGUCCAAAAUGUUAAGGUUAAACUAAAUGGCAUAUUAACCCUUGAGUGUAUUUUCCUAAGCAUAGUUAUAAGUCAAUAAACUUUAUUAAGCUUUUAA